Molecule: messenger RNA, 2219 nt
Organism: Mycena citricolor
Lineage: Eukaryota; Fungi; Basidiomycota; Agaricomycetes; Agaricales; Mycenaceae
Source: the annotation of a GenBank genome assembly
GGCGGCCAUUCCCUCUAACCAGGUUACUCACUCGCGGGAGGGCCGAUCCGAGACACAUGGUGCCUUGAACUAAGAAAGACAAGCGCACACCUCCCACGCCUCUUUCAUGUACCGAUAGCCGUAGCCUGAGCUUGCACAGAGGACCAGCGUGAAAAGGGUUGGAACGACGCGACUCCAGACGAUCCGUGCUCAGCGAAAGCGAAGCAGUUUCGCCCUGGUAGGAUCCGACUGCUCUCCAACUGUCCGGCAAACUCACCAUGGGAGUUUUUGACGCUCUCCACAACUCGAGAACUUCGCACCGCUACGUCCUUUGCUGCAUGCCUUGUGAAACGCUCCGGCGGCCGGUGGCGAAUCGUGGGCUAUCGACGAUGCGCAGCGUUUGCCUCACUUGCGCGCCAAACUCGAGACCACAGCCAGCCAGUCGAUCCACGCACCGCAAUCGCUGUUGUGCCAGGUGUGCGCGGGUCCUAUAACGUUUGCGACGUGGAUCGAGCCGGGAUGCCCAUGCAGUCGUACCCGGCCUCGUGUAAAGCAAGGCAUGACUGCGACACUCAUCCUGCUCGACCCUGUGGAUGCACGGGAGCGUGCCGCACAUCGCGCGCAAGUGCUACCGGUUCUUUUGCCAGUGGAAGCGUAUUGCAGCGAUCAGCAAGACGCCUGCAAAUUCCGACAUGCGUCUUCGAAGCAGGGAGAGACAUGGAGCCGGGGUGUCCCCUGUGGAGCCGCGCGCGACACAGAGCUUGUAGUUGUUGAAAUCUGAGUGGAUUCUCCCGGAAAGGGUCGGAACAGCCUCACCAUGCUGAUUCUAUGCCUGUUAGAGCCGCACCACGCGCUACAGGCCUGGCGCGUUCAGUCCUGCCUAUAAAGCCGCCAGGAUAUUCGCACCAAAACACCUCAAAGCUUUUCGUUCACUCGCGCCCUCGUACUCUGCCUUCUCAAUGGUUGAAAAGACUGGAUCCUUCGUGGAAAAGUCUGCAUUUGCGAUCUCCGAGAAGGAGGCAUACUGGUACCAACGCCGAGUCUUUCUGCAAAAGGCGGGCUAUCGUCUGCGCCCGAAAUUCCAUCCCGAUUUCGUGGGUCCAAUCGGUGAUCAGAUUGCGCAGCACCCCAAAAAGCAUAUCAUGGAUGCGGACCGGAUAUAUGACGGUCAGCAAGUCAUGCUCAAAUGCAUUUCGAAGCGGAAGUUCCCGCACGAGGUCGAGAUCGGCCAGCUUUUCUCGACAGAUGCGAUGGCCAAGAACCCCCGGAACCGCUGUAUCCCGAUCCUAGAUACACUCGACGAUCCAUAUGAUGGGGACAAGCAGAUCAUCGUUAUGCCGCGACUCAUACGAUUCGAUGAGCCUUUGUUCGAUACCGUCGGGGAGGUCGUAGACUGCUUUCGGCAGUUGGCUGAGGGACUCCAGUUCUUGCACGACAACUUUGUCGCACACCGUGAUCUGAGCCUGCUCAACAUCAUGCAAGACCCCUCGCGUCUCUUCCCACGCGGCUUUCACCCGGUCAACUACUGUCUGAAUCCAACCAACGACGGGCUUGCAUAUUGCAUCACCCGCACCGAAUGCUGGCCCCAGUACCACAUCAUAGAUUUCGGUCUUUCUAGACGAUACGAUCCAGCCCACGGACCUCCGCACGAAACAGUCGUGCCCGGUGCCAGUGAAGUCACGCCCCCCGAGUAUGCCAGCGGCCAGUGCAACCCCUUCCCGGCUGACAUCUACUGCCUCGGAGAUCUCUUCAAGCGGCAUUUUAGGGCUGGUGGACACGUUCCUCUGGCGUUUUUGGCGCCGAUUGUGGACGCGAUGACGCAGAAGGACCCCGCCAUGCGGCCUACCAUCGGCGAAGUCAUCGCCCGCUUCAACGAUGUCUGCUGCCGACUGGGCUCGUGGGACCUGCGCAAGCCGGGCCAGAUGCUCGACUGGCCCGCGUGGAUAGACCAGCGGCUGCGACAGCUCAAGAACAUCUUCAAGGGCAGACGCCCGCUGUCGUCGCAGUGUCUCUUGUCGCUGUCGACCCCCAAACGGACUAGUAGUAGUAGUAGCACCGCUUUGAAUUCGCGUAUGAGGACUUUCUACACCCGGACUCCCAAAUCUGCAGGAAAGCCACGGUCGCUUGCGAAGCUCCGUUGACUCUCCUGCAGGCCCAGUGAUCUGUUACUUAUCCAGCUAUGCUCCAUGUAUUUAUGACUCAUGUUGUAACUUAUGUAUGUACCAUGCAUAACAUAUUCA